Messenger RNA from Aspergillus ochraceoroseus IBT 24754, 2378 nucleotides. Its product is annotated as putative C6 finger domain protein. Bases 96 to 2273 code for a protein of 725 amino acids. The transcript is spliced from 3 exons. Gene Ontology annotation, molecular function: zinc ion binding; DNA-binding transcription factor activity, RNA polymerase II-specific. Lineage: Eukaryota; Fungi; Ascomycota; Eurotiomycetes; Eurotiales; Aspergillaceae. The record is from RefSeq and is a predicted model, not a curated record. Gene Ontology annotation, biological process: regulation of DNA-templated transcription.
UUGCGCAUCGAGUAUCCGGUUGAAAAGAUUGCACCUGGCCGCUCCGCCUUGUCGGCUUUCUCUUUUGUUGAGUUUCAGGAGAUUUGGCUACGGUGAUGGCGGACACGAUGGAACAAACUCAACCACCUAGCGAGCAAUCAACACUGGCUGCAGAGUCGGGAGAUAUUUCUGCUGCAGAGCCUACCAAGACUGAUGCGACCGAGCCAACCGAUCCAACCGAUCCAAUCGACUCAAUCGAUUCAAUCGAUUCUUUUACGGACGUGGCUCUACCUCCAAUUGAUAAGACAUUGCCAACUGAGGACACAUCACUCCCUAGCAUAGACACGACGCUGCCGUCGAUAGACCCGACGAUCCCGUCAUUGCCGCCGAUUGAUACAACUUUACCGCCGUUGGAUACCACAUUACCUGCCACGGAUGGUCUACAUGGAAUUGAUACGAACUUCUCAUUCUCCGAUGCAAAAUUCGAUGAGGCUAUGGGCGAUGACCCCGGUGCCACUACGGAUUCCGGACACAAUCCAUUAGAGCAGCUUCAGUCUUCCUCUACGCCGAUUUCUCAGCCCCCGGCGCUGUCCAACGGCAUUCAUUCACAGCCGCCUUCUCAACAGCAUUCUCCACAUCAUCAGCAGCAACAGCCUCCCCAACAGCAGUAUUCACCGCACCAGCAACUACAUCAGCAGUCGCAGCAAUCGCCGGACAUGUAUCAUAACCAUCAAGGCAUUUCUUCUCAGAUGAAUAGCUCGUCUAUGCAAGGACAGUCUUCGCAUAUCCCACAAGCUCCCAUUGGAUCGCCCAUGCCCUCAAAUAUGCCCCCAAUGGCUUCCGUUAGCCAGUACAUGGCAGGUUAUCCGACAAACGUGUCGCAGAUGGGAAUGAGCCCCGGUGCACAGAUGCGCUACCAGCUUCCAGGAGAUCCAAAUAAGAUGCUGUCUGGCGGAAGGCACAAGAAGGAAGUAAAGAGACGGACGAAGACCGGAUGUUUAACUUGUCGCAAGCGACGGAUCAAGUGCGACGAAGGACACCCCGUCUGCCGAAACUGCGUCAAGAGCAAGCGUGAUUGUUUGGGCUACGACCCGGUGUUCAAACAGCCCACUCCUUCUGCUAUACAGCCGGCUCCUAAUCCCCAGCCGUCGCUGGUCGUCAACCCUCAAGACCCAUCCUCCUCCCAGUCUUCUUAUCCUUCUGCCCCUCCUGGUUACGUCCCUGCCGCCUCUCAGCCGUUUGCUCCCUCUCAGCCUCCUCCUACACCCACCGACCGUCACGACUACGGCGCAGCCAUUGACCCCUCUCUUGACCGAAAUAACUCCUCCACUAUGACCAGUGUGCAGAGUGUUACAGAUGGAGGCUUGCAGCCGACGGUUAACCCAGCCACUACUACAACUGGCAACUCAGAGCCGACUAGCUUUAGACUAAAACAGGUCCAGAUUAGCGACCUCCUCGCCCUCAGAGGCAUCCCUCCCCCACCUCCGCAUCCUAUCACCACCUUACCACCCAAUCGCCUUGAAGAAAUCCAGGCCGUCUUCCUUGCUACCUAUGCUCCCGCUAUCGAUAGAUUCUUUGAGACCCGCUGGUUCCAGGAGCGGGCGUUGAAUCACCUUCUCGCAAACGCACAAUUGAUGGCCGAAUAUUCUGCUUUAAUCGAGGCUUUCAAUGACCGCAAUCUGAGCGAUCCUAAUGUUGUCACCCGGCUCGAGAGCUUCGAGGCGUCUGUCGUCUGGAGUACAAUGACUUUGUGUCGCCAUGUCAUGAAUGGGUCGAAUGGAAAUCAUGGACAGGAUUACGACUUGCUCGCGGCGUCCAAACGACUUGAUGUGAUUGAAUCCAUGAUUACUGGCGAGCAUCUGGAUUCGAACCCCCUUGCACAAUUUCCGGCUCGGGAACCCGCUGCCAACCCACCUUCGCUGCCGGACCAGCUGAUGCAGCGACAACUGGAUUUUUGGAGCGCGAUUGGGUAUUUCCUCACUCUUCACGACAACGAAGCUAGCUCGGCUAAAGAAAUCGAUGACACUCUGGCCCGUUGUCGAACAUUGUUGGAUACUUAUGAAAACCGCGAUGUUAUAUACUCCAUCGCCAUCGCGCGACAUUUAGGCCAGCGGUGGGCCGACUUCCCGCGCAGCUUCCCGCAACCUAUCACCACGAACGAGAAGGACGCUGGGGCGAAACUGUACGUGGCGCAAAAGUUCCUUGAGCAGGAAGCCGGCGGUAAAGGCACCACACAAGUGAUCAAACGCAUAUGUGGUAUGGUUGUGCGAUCCUGGUUCGUUUCACGAGAGUAAAAAAAGAAAUUUGGUUUUUUUUUUUUUUUUUUUUUUCUUUUUCUUCUUCUUCUCCCUCUACCAAUUCCCUGCAAAUGAGUUUUGCGUAUGUAAUAUGAAAAAUUG